Messenger RNA from Lolium perenne, 753 nucleotides. RefSeq lists its product as uncharacterized. The record is from RefSeq and is a predicted model, not a curated record. NCBI's taxonomy places the organism in Eukaryota, Viridiplantae, Streptophyta, Magnoliopsida, Poales, Poaceae.
AUGUCGCGCGCCGCCCACCUCGAUUCGAUCUCUGGCGCGAUCGUUCCAGCCGGCGGCGUUCCUCCCGCCGGUCUCCCACGUCAACUCGGCCCGGUCUUCCUCUCCUUUGAGGCUGCCAACUACACCAAGUGGGCUAUCUACAUGCGUGCGUCGCUCGGCCGGUCCGGUCUUCUUGGCCAUAUCGACGGCACCGUCGCCGCCGCCGCUACCGACCCCGCCUGGACCUCCGACGACUACAACGUCCUCAACACCCUGCACGCCGCCAUCGACGAGGACGUCGCUGACAUGGUGCUCGCCAGCCACCAGACGGCGCGUCAACUCUGGCUCGCCAUCCUCGAGCUGUUCUCCGCCAACAAAGCUAGUAAGGCGAUCUACCUCGACAACGAUUUUCGUCAACUUGUGCAGGGGGACAUGUCGAUCACCGCCUAUUGCCGCCGGCAGAAGCAGCUCUCCGAUGCCCUCGCCGACAACGUCUCCCCGGUGAACAACCGGGCCCUCGUCCUCAACACGCUGCGUGGCCUCGGUCCGCGGUUCUCCUCCACCGCCACGAUCAUCUCCAUGACCGAGCCGCUGCCGACGUUUCUCCGCGUCCGCAGCAUGCUGCUUAUGGAGGAGAUGCAGCAGGCCAACGCUGCUGCCAACGCCGCCUCGACUGCCCUCGUCGCCCAGGCCCGAGCUCCUCCUCCUCCAACCUGCACCGGCACCGCCUGCCGUGGUGACUCCUCCACCUCCGGCAAGCCCAAGCCGGCCUAA